Triticum turgidum subsp. durum (durum wheat) is the source of this 1344-nucleotide messenger RNA. NCBI's taxonomy places the organism in Eukaryota, Viridiplantae, Streptophyta, Magnoliopsida, Poales, Poaceae. The record is from the annotation of a GenBank genome assembly.
AUGCAGAUGCAGGAUCCUCCGCCGCUGACGGGGGAAACCCCAGACCGUGGAUCGAUUGCUCCAAUCUGCAACCCAAAGGGCUCACCCUGGCAGCAAGAUGACGAUUUUCAAAGUGACUGUGUCGAAGCAAUACGAUCGUUGGGCGACCUUCCAGAGGAUAUCUGUCGACGUAUUCAUGCCCGAAUGCCACUGCGAGAUGCUGCCCGCUUGGCUUGUGUAUCACACAAAUUUUGGAGAUCAUGGAGAUGCUAUCCCAAGCUUGACUUACGUCAGGAAACACUAGGUUUGAAUGGAGAUCUCAUCAGUAAAGUUGACAGUAUUCUGAAAAAUCACUCGGGCGUUGGCUUGAAGGAACUAAAUAUUGAACUUUCUAGCUGUGACAAGGUUGAUUCUUGUUAUAUCAGUAGUUGGCUUCGUAUUGCUGUUACAGCAGGAAUUGAAGAACUCAGCUUUUUUCUGCCUCAUAUUCCUGAGGAAGAAGAAAACUAUUUCCCAUGCUCACCUUUACUUAAUGGGAGUGAAAACUCAAUUCGGUAUCUUGACAUAGGCAUCUGUGCCUUUCGUCCCACGGCUGGGCUUGGUCAUUGGAGUAGCUUGACAAGGUUAUAUCUGAGUAAUGUGCGGGUUGCUGACGAUGAGCUAGAGGGCCUUCUUUACAGUUCUGAUGCAUUGGAGCAUUUGGGAGUCCUGAAUUGCCCCGAGAUAGUUUGCCUGAAGAUACCUUGUCUGCUGCAGCGGCUUAGGCUCCUGACAGUGUCUUUAUGCAGAAAUCUGCAAGUGAUAGAUUGCAAUGCUCCAAAUAUCUCCAUUUUUCACUUCUCUGGUAGCUUAGUAUCGAUUUUCUUCGAAAGUGCAUUGCAAGUAAAGAAUGUUGAAAUGGAUUGUUUAGAAUCUGGUCAGUCCAACAUUGUCUUGCAUGCUCGGACCAAGCUUCUGUCCUAUGCGCCAAAUGUUGAAACACUUGCCAUAUCCUCGCCUAAUGAGAUGAUCAGUACACCAAUGCUACCUAGCAAAUUCCUCUGCCUCAAGUACUUGCAUAUUUCUCUAAUUGGAGAUGAAGCUAUUUCACCAGCUUAUGAUUACCUUUCUCUGGCUUCUUUUCUUGAAGCUUCUCCUUGCCUGGAGACAUUCAUCUUGGAAGUGCGGCAGCCUUACAUGAAGCAUGAUUCAGUUGUCGAGGAUUCCUCGCACCUAAGAUGGCUACCACAGCAGCGUCACAACAGCCUAAAGAGUGUGACAAUCGUCGGCUUCUGCUCCGCAAAGAGCUUGGUCGAGUUGACAUGCCACAUUGUUGAGAACGCGGCAUCGCUCGAGCGCCUCACGUUAGACCAAUAUUUUAAAUAG